UUCCACUUCUCUGACUGCCUGUUCGGACGAAUCUCGAAGCUUGCUCGACUCUGUACAUCUCAUUAUCAAAUUCGAGACACUUCAUCCUCCCCCUUCCACGGCUUCUCGACUUCACGAUAGACCGAACCGACCUUAUAUCCUCCCACUUCAACAUGGCAGCAGCAGGAAGCGUUGUGCCAGCUCUGGCCGACAGGCCAAUCAAGAACACAAUCGUCCUCUUCGAUGUGGACGGCACGCUCACCCCAGCGCGACUGAGUGUCUCGCCGGAAAUGCUCCAACUCCUCUCCGCCCUCCGUCACAAAGUCGCCAUUGGUUUCGUCGGCGGCUCCGAUCUCGCGAAACAGCAAGAGCAGCUCGGAACGGCUUCCAUCCCAGUCACCACACUUUUCGACUUCUGCUUCUCCGAGAACGGGCUGACGGCGUUUCGCAUGGGUCAGCCAUUGGCGAGCACGAGCUUCAUCAAGUGGAUUGGAGAGGACAACUACAAGAAGCUGGUACGCUUCAUUCUGCACUACAUUGCGGAUUUGGACAUCCCCAUCAAGCGUGGAACGUUCAUUGAGUUCCGGAAUGGAAUGAUCAAUGUCUCGCCCAUUGGUCGUAAUGCUAGCACGGCGGAGCGUCAUGCUUAUCAGGAGUACGAUCUAAAGCACAACAUUCGCAAGGACUUCGUCGCGGCGAUCAGGAAGGAGUUCCCAGACAUGGGAUUGACCUACUCCAUCGGCGGCGAGAUUUCCUUCGAUGUUUUCCCUCAAGGCUGGGAUAAGACUUACUGCCUCCAGCACCUCGACAACGAGAAGAACGUGCCCGGAGGCAUCGAGUACAAGACCAUUCACUUCUUCGGCGACAAGACAGCGGUUGGUGGCAACGACUACGAGAUUUACACGAGCGAGCGUACGAUCGGGCACAGCGUAACAAAACCAGAGGACACGAUGGCCGAGCUCAGGCAGAUGUUUGACUUGUAGACACGACCGGGUCACGGUAAAAGCCUUGGUAAGCUCAAAAUUCGGGAUC
This is a messenger RNA of Zymoseptoria tritici IPO323, 1011 nucleotides long. Its product is annotated as phosphomannomutase. Gene Ontology annotation, biological process: GDP-mannose biosynthetic process; mannose metabolic process; protein N-linked glycosylation. The coding region runs from base 153 to 962 and encodes 269 amino acids. Gene Ontology annotation, molecular function: phosphomannomutase activity. The record is from RefSeq and is a predicted model, not a curated record. Gene Ontology annotation, cellular component: cytosol. The transcript is spliced from 3 exons. NCBI's taxonomy places the organism in Eukaryota, Fungi, Ascomycota, Dothideomycetes, Mycosphaerellales, Mycosphaerellaceae.